AUGGCUUCGCUAAAUGUAUCAAAUCUCGCACCUCCGCCUUCUCGCUAUCUUAUAACUGGUUAUCCUUCAUUGGCUGCCUUUAUUGCAAGCGAUCCGGACCGUACAGCAGGUAUCUACAAGCGAUUUGACCGGCUAGCAGCAAGGAAUCUACUGUAUCUCCAAAGCGAAUUGGCCGAUCUGCAAGCAGAGCUAGAUGUUCUGGAUGAAAAAGACAAGGCAGACCGAGCUUCGAAACAAUGUGCAAGAAACUGGCAUGACUUCAAGAAAAGGGCUGAGCAAGAGCCAUCUCGAUUACAGCUUGUAAAUGACAUUCGGGCGACAUUAAAGGAGUACCGAGAAGCCCUGUUCGCCGAGGAGAAGCUGGCUUCCAUGCCACAUCCAGAUAAAAAGACCUUAAACGCAUUUCGAUUCACAUUCUUCCAUGGACGACCCGGUGAUAGCAUGAGCUUUCCCACACUUGGUGGGAGUAGCAAAUGGGUAUAUGACGAUGCUAAUGACCUUGUCGCUACCAAGAACCCAGCAGAACAAGAUCGGCUCUCUAUGUUCAUACAAGAUAAUUUCGCUUUCCUCUUCAAAGUUUGUUACUUCCCCUUCUUCAAGUACAAAUGGUCUCGUGUUCAUGCUGACCGAUGUAAACUUAAGGAAUACCGACCUUCCAAGGACAACCUACCAACCCAUAGUGACUCCGUAAGAUAUAUAUCCGGUCGCAGGAUAUCGGUUUUUGCAUCUUAUAUCAGCACCGUGUUAGUGAGCAUGCUCCUUAUAGGCGCCGUUGUCAUUCUGUACUUGGUCCCGUCAUCGAAUGUGAGACUCGGGCUUAUAUCACUCUUCACCGUCCUCUUUGCCAACAGUGUCGCCUUGUUGACUAACGCUAGAAGGACAGAGGUAUUUGGUGUCACAGCGGCGUAUGCAGCAGUCCUCGUCGUGUUCGUCAGUGGCAAUUUAGAACGCCCACUCUCGGUUAUCAUGGCCGGCUUCCCGGCUAUCAAACCGGCGUUUACCGUGAGGGUCUUAAUUGAUGCGCCAUUUCCUGUUGGAAGCCAUCACCGCACGACAUCUCUCGUCAUCGUGCCAAUGGUUGGCGGAAGUAUCAUCUCGGAGCCUGGAUUUACCCCGGCCUUGAAUGCCAAAUUCGAAGGGACUGGCAACGACUAUAUUCGUAACGACCCUGAUGGAAAGCGAAUGCGCUUAGAUGCGCAUGGCGUGGUUAGAACCCAUGAUGAUGCAUUGAUUUACCUCCAUUAUAAAGGAACAGUGAUUAUGACCGAGGGUAUUAGUAAAGCUUUGUCGGGCCAGUCUGGCGACGCAGAGACGCCAUACGGUGACAGCUUUGUCUCUUUCGAAAUUGAGACUGGAGAUGAGAGAUACAAGGAUCUCGAGAACGGUGUCUUCGUCGGUCAGGGCCACUUCGUUACCAAGACAGGAGAACAGACCAUUGUUGAAUACAAGGUCGGCCAGGUUGUUGUAGGCUAG
Molecule: messenger RNA, 1473 nt
Organism: Talaromyces amestolkiae
Lineage: Eukaryota; Fungi; Ascomycota; Eurotiomycetes; Eurotiales; Trichocomaceae
Exons: 10
Coding region: 1-1473 (490 amino acids)
Source: RefSeq, a predicted model, not a curated record